CUGCCUCAUCAAGCCCAAUCGUUGCGUUUGUGGCUAUGCUCAAUGCAGCAGCCGAUGCACCUAUACUCCAGCACCCGUCUUCGCCUACGAAUGAGUCGUGUCCUUCGUACGACAUUUCUGAUUCGUUUUCAGAUAAAAAGGGGCCCCUCGCGGCCAAUGAGAACGAAGCGACGGUUGACGCUACUGUAAGACACCCCGCUGUGGAUAUUGAUGACACGCUUACGACGCCAUCAGUACUUUAG
Molecule: messenger RNA, 242 nt
Organism: Sphaeroforma arctica JP610
Lineage: Eukaryota; Ichthyosporea; Ichthyophonida
Exons: 2
Source: RefSeq, a predicted model, not a curated record